GGUUCACAGAGUCGUCCCGUGGUGGUGGGCCCGCCUUCGUGUGACGCCUUGAAGGAUCUCCGAAGGGGUCUCCUCUCGUUCGAGUCACCUCCGCACUCGAGAUCGCUGCUCCAGGUAAACGCCGCCGGAUCGCUCUCCAUCUGUUCGAUCGAGGGGCCUCGUCUCUCGUCCUCUGCCUGGCUCCUUGAUCUCCUCUCUCCUCUCUCCUCUUCCGGGCAUGGCGCGAAAUCUUGGAUUCGUGGUGGGGUUCGCUGCUCUGAUCUGCGCCGCGCUGCUGUCCAUUUCGGCGGCCGCCAGCAUCCGGCCGAUCUCCGAUGCUCAUCGAUCCGCAGCGCUCGAGUUGUUCGUGCCCGUCGAUGGAUCGUUUCCGAGCUUGGAGGAAACUUAUGAAGCAUUAAGAACAUUUCAGAUUCUUGGAGUUGGAAAAACUUCUGAUAUAAGUAAUGCUACAUGUCCAGUUGUUCUAGACAAACUUAGAUCGCCUACUUCUAGUCCUAAGGAAUUCUUCAAUGCACUCAGACUAAAUGGCAUCUUGGGAUGCGAGAUUGGUUCUCAAACUUUUGAGAAUGUUGCAUCACAUCUUCAAGCUCUGAUAAAAGAUGCAGAUUCAUUGAUGGACUUAUAUUACUCUGUCAUUAGCUUGCUGCAUAUCAAGGGGCAAGGUGUUAGUGCUGUUUUAUCUGAUGCUGAAGGUGUUUUCCAUUCCAUAAAGGCACUUAGCCAAAGUGAUGGAAGGUGGCGGUAUGAUUCCAAUAAUGCUGAAUCUAGUACCUAUGCUGCUGGAAUAGCACUAGAGGCACUUGCUGCUGUUGUUUCCUUAGCAGAUGCAGAGGUGGAUCAAUCCAAGAUUGGAAUUGUAAAACAUGAUAUCGAGAAGCUAUUUGAUAGUAUCAAGAGCUAUGAUGAUGGAACCUUAUACUUUGAUGAGAAGCAUGUUGAUGGUAGUGAAUAUAAGGGUCCUCUCACAACUACAGCCUCAGUCGUCCGCGGUGUUACAGCUUUUGCUGCAGUUGCUGGAAAGUUGAAUAUUCCUGGUGAUAAAAUGUUGGGCUUGGCAAAAUUUUUUCUCAGCAUUGGAGUUCCUGGGAGCACCAAAGAUUCGUUCAAUCAGAUAGAUGCAUUAUCAUGCCUUGAAAGCAACAGGAUCUCUAUUCCCCUGAUUCUUUCACUUCCAGCUACUGUACUUUCUUUAACCUCAAAGGACCAGCUUAAGGUUGAGGUGACUACAGUGUUUGGUUCAGCUGCACCUCCAUUAACAGUGAUUUUGGUGCAAGCUUCCAGCUAUGAUAAGGACACUCCUGUCCUUGAGAACCAGGAGCUACAGUUUGACACAGAAAACAACAUCCAUUACUUGGAUAUCCUACCCCUGAAAAUUGAUGUUGGAAAGUAUACAUUAGAAUUUGAGAUCUCACUUCAUGACCCUGAGAACUUGAAUAUCUAUGCUACUGGUGGACGCGCCAACGCAUUGGCUUUUCUAACAGGAACCAUUAAAGUGGACAAGGCUCAAAUUGGGGUUUUUGAUAGUGAUGCAGAGAGUGCAGCGACAAUGCAAAAGUUAGAUCUAUCCCAAGACAACAGGAUUUCACUAGCAGCAAAUCAUCUUCAAAGGAUGCGUUUAACUUUUCAACUCGUGACUCCUCUUGGACACAAUUUUAAGCCACAUCAAGUGUUCCUAAAACUGAGGCAUGAAAGCAAAGUUGAGCACAUCUUUGCAUUGGAGAGCUCUGCCAGGCAGUUCAAGAUAAUACUAGAUUUUCUUGGGCUGGUGGAAAAAUUUUAUUACCUCUCAGGAAGAUAUGAAAUUGAGCUUGCCAUUGGUGAUGCUGCAAUGGAGAAUUCAUUCCUCCGUGUCCUUGGUUACAUUGAUUUAGACUUACCAGAACCACCAGAGAAAGCAUCACGUCCUCCACCACAACCUGUUGACCCAUACUCAAGAUUUGGGCCGAAGCCAGAGAUAUCACACAUCUUCCGAUCUCCAGAGAAGAGACCACCAAAGGAACUCUCUUUUGGUUUUUUGUCUUUAACCAUUGUACCACUUGUAGGAUUCCUGAUAGGGCUGCUACGUCUGGGAGUCAACUUUAAAGGCUUUCCUUCCUCAUCAGUGCCUGCACUCUUCUCCAUACUCUUCCAUGCUGGCAUUGCGGCUGUUCUGGUGCUCUAUGGGCUCUUUUGGCUGAAGUUGGAUCUCUUCACGACCUUAAAGGCGCUUGGCCUUCUUGGAGUUUUUCUGAUCUUUGUGGGCCACAGAACUCUUUCUCAUCUUGCUUCGACAUCGGCCAAGCUGAAGACUAAUUGAGAGGACAAUACAAAUGCCCGAAUAGACAUCAUUCUGUGUUGUCAUGCAUGGUGGACUUGCCAAGUUACUUGGCAUUACGACAAGAACAACCAUGUUUUAGGAACUCUAGAAAUAUGGAAGUAGACUUGUUCAGUUUUUGACAUAGCAAACAGUUAUCUGGCGGGGAAAAGAUUUUGCAAGAGGUUACAGUUAAUUUUGUUUCACAGUUAGCGCACGCUUGAAUGUGGAAUUUCCGCCCCUUUUGGACUGGA
Messenger RNA from Musa acuminata AAA Group (dessert banana), 2547 nucleotides. RefSeq names its product dolichyl-diphosphooligosaccharide--protein glycosyltransferase subunit 2-like. The transcript has 19 exons. Lineage: Eukaryota; Viridiplantae; Streptophyta; Magnoliopsida; Zingiberales; Musaceae. Gene Ontology annotation, cellular component: oligosaccharyltransferase complex; membrane. Gene Ontology annotation, biological process: protein N-linked glycosylation. Bases 218 to 2296 code for a protein of 692 amino acids. The record is from RefSeq and is a predicted model, not a curated record.